Molecule: messenger RNA, 432 nt
Organism: Cicer arietinum (chickpea)
Lineage: Eukaryota; Viridiplantae; Streptophyta; Magnoliopsida; Fabales; Fabaceae
Source: RefSeq, a predicted model, not a curated record
AUGUGGCGUAUCAUAACAGAAGGAAAUUUCAUUCCAAGAGUAAACCAAGCUGAUCCAACAUCAGAUGAAAAAAGACAAGCAAACUGGACAACUGAAGAUAAAAAUAAGGUACUUCUAAAUUCUAAAUCUCAAUUAUUUUUAUCUUGUGCUUUAAGUAGCGAAGAAAGCGAAAGAGUUGAUAAAUGCAACACUGCUAAAGAAGUAUUGGACACACUACAAACCCAUCACGAAGGAACAAGUCAUAUGAAAGAAACAAGGAUUGACAUAGGCAUAAGAAAAUUUGAACUAUUUGAAAUUAAUGAAGGAGAAACCAUUGAUGAGAUGUUCUCGAGGUUUACAACCAUUGUAAAUGAAAUGCGUUCAUUAGGGAAAGCAUACUCAUUACAAGAUAGAUUUAGAAAGAUCAUGAUAGAGCCAGGCCAAGAGUCUUGA